AUGGUGAAGUGUCAUGGUGAAAUUGAACCCCCUAGUCCUAGUAGUUCUAUUGAUCAGUCAGAUGAUGAAGAGGAAGAAGAAGAAGAAAUUAGCUACAAUGAUCUCAAGAAACGCAUGUGGAAGGACCGGAUACGUCUGGAAAAGAUCAUGGCGCAGAGAGAAAGAUUGGAGCCAGAAUCAAAGCCCAAUCAAGAACAGUUAAGAAAGAAAAUAAUGUCUAGAGCCCAGCACGAAAUUCUCAAGUACAUGGUGAAGAUUAUGGAGGUUUGUAAUGCACAAGGCUUUGUUUAUGGGAUUAUACCGGAGAAGGGGAAGCCGGUCACUGGCUCAUCGGAUAGUUUAAAGGAGUGGUGGAAAGAAAAAGUGUCGUUUGAUAAACAUGCUCCGGUAGCCAUUGCUGAAUUCUUGCAAAAGAUUGUAAAGCAAGGCAAUUUGGAUCCAAUUUCUUACGUGCAUCUACUUCAAGAAUUGCGAGAUACUACUUUAGGUUCAAUUCUUUCUGCCCUAAUGCAAUACUGUGUCCCUCCACAAAGGAGGUUCCCUUUGGAAAUAGGGUUAUCUCCCCCUUGGUGGCCUAAAGGAAAUGAAGUUUGGUGGGGGGAUCAAGGGGUGGUAGCACAAGAACAAGGUGUACCACCUUAUAAAAAGCCUCAUGACCUUAAAAAGGCUUGGAAAGUGAGUGUUUUGGCGGCAAUUAUUAAGCACAUGUAUCCCAAUAUGGAUAGAUUGAGAAGGCUAGUGAAUCAGUCCAAAUCCUUACAACAUAAGAUGACAGUUACGGAAACUACAACUUGGUCCAGAGUUGUUAAUCAAGAAGAAGCCCUUUUGAAACUUACUGAGAAAGCACUUAAAAUCUCACCCUCCAAAGAAGAAGAAGAAAACAAAGAGAUUGCAGAAUUGUUAGAUGGGAGCAAUCAAAAAAGGAAGUUCGAGUCCGAAAGUGAGGAGCCAGCGGCUACUCUAUAUGCUUGCCAAAACUCAGAAUGCCCACAGAGUGAAUUGGAGUUUGGUUCGGAAUACAAGAAAUCCAGGACUGAUCAUGAGGCUACGUGUAGUUACAGUAAAGAUGAUUUAUUUGCUGUAAUUAAUCAAGAAAUUGUUGAUGAGAAUCAAGAAGGGGUAAUUACAAGGCAGGAGGCUAGCCUAAAUGACUGGAUUAAUAUGUUGUUGGAGAAGGGAAAUGCUAAUUUGGAUGAGCAGAGUAAUGAAUUUGUUGGAGAGACGAUUUCUAGUGCAAUUGGAAAUUAUGGAAAUUACUGGGGAGAAAAUAUUAUUGAACAGUUUCAUUUGGAUCCUACCUAUGGCAAUGUGGAUUUGGAGCAGAUUUUACAUGAAGAAGGUGCAAUCUCUAUUUGGGAUUUAGCAUAUCAGAAAACUGAAGAUUAA
Fraxinus pennsylvanica is the source of this 1386-nucleotide messenger RNA. NCBI's taxonomy places the organism in Eukaryota, Viridiplantae, Streptophyta, Magnoliopsida, Lamiales, Oleaceae. The record is from the annotation of a GenBank genome assembly.